UUCCCAACCACAAGCACCAAGGCAGAAGGGCAAGAAGCACGCAACCCCAGCAACCAGAGUGCCAGCGCAGCCAUGGUCCCUGAGGUGAGUGAAUGCCAAGUGCUAGAUGCCUCAGACUUGGCCAGCUUCCUGGAAAACUCUAGCAUUUCCUAUGACUAUGGAGAAAACAAGAACAACUCCUGCUGUGACUCCCCACCCUGCCCACAGGACUUCAGCCAGAACUUCGACCGGGCCUUCCUUCCAGUCCUCUAUAGCUUUCUCUUUGUGCUGGGGCUGCUGGGCAAUGGUGUUGUGGCGGCUGUGCUGCUGAGCCAGCGGUCCGCCCUGAGCAGCACUGACACCUUCCUGCUCCAUCUGGCCAUGGCUGAUGCACUACUGGUGCUGACACUCCCACUCUGGGCAGUGGAUGCUGCUGUCCAGUGGGUCUUUGGCUCUGGCCUCUGCAAAGUGGCAGGCGCUCUGUUCAACAUCAAUUUCUAUGCAGGGGCCCUGUUGCUGGCCUGCAUCAGCUUUGAUCGCUACCUGAGCAUAGUGCAUGCCACCCAGCUCUACCGCCGGGGUCCCCCAACCCGCGUGGCCCUUACUUGUGUAGUUGUCUGGGGGCUCUGCCUGCUCUUUGCCCUCCCAGACUUCAUCUUCCUCUCAGCCCACCAUGACGACCGCCUCAAUGCCACCCUCUGCCAGCACACUUUCCCACAGUUCGGCCGCACAGCUCUGCGUGUGCUGCAGCUGGUGGCUGGUUUCCUACUGCCCUUGCUGGUCAUGACCUACUGCUAUGCCCGAAUCCUGGCUGUGCUGCUGGUCUCCAGAGGCCAGCGGCGCCUGCGAGCCAUGCGGCUAGUGGUAGUGGUGGUGGUGGCCUUUGCCCUCUGCUGGACCCCCUAUCACCUAGUGAUUAUGGUGGACACCCUCAUGGACCUGGGGGCCUUGGCCCGCAACUGUGGCCGAGAAAGCCAUGUGGAUGUGGCCAAGUCAGUCACCUCAGGCAUGGGUUACAUGCACUGCUGCCUCAACCCACUGCUCUACGCCUUUGUGAGGGUCAAGUUCCGAGAACGUCUGUGGGCACUCCUCAUGCGUCUGGGCUGCCUUGCCCUCCAGCGGCAGCCAUCUUCUUCCCACCGAGAUUCUUCCCGGUCUGAGACCACAGAAGCCUCUUACUCAGGCUUGUGAGACUAAGAUGGGGGCUCCCCUUUGGCCCAUGCAGACUUCACACGCACUUCAGGGUCGCUUCCUUCCUCACUGCUAGGCUGGCGUUGGCUCUCCCCAUAAUCCUGCCCCUGGAGCUCCCUGGCAGCUCCAGCACUACCAGGUCUCCCAGAGAGCUGCCUUCCCUGUCCUGGGGGCCUAAGCUAUUGCUGCUCCCUAGCUGCCAAGACCUCUCUUACUACUUCAGAGGUGGAUGCCUGGAGUCCCACUGCCCCUCUAAUUCAGCGACUGAACUUGGCCUUUCCCAUGUGCAAGGAGCAUGAGGCAAACAGCAGAGUGCUGUCCCAUAAGGCUGCAGCCCAGGCCACCAGCUCAGCAUCAACUGUGGUGAUGAUUCCC
This is a messenger RNA of Heterocephalus glaber (naked mole-rat), 1545 nucleotides long. RefSeq names its product C-X-C motif chemokine receptor 3 (gene Cxcr3). The record is from RefSeq and is a predicted model, not a curated record. Gene Ontology annotation, molecular function: C-C chemokine receptor activity; C-X-C chemokine receptor activity; C-C chemokine binding. Gene Ontology annotation, cellular component: external side of plasma membrane; membrane. Gene Ontology annotation, biological process: calcium-mediated signaling; regulation of leukocyte migration; inflammatory response. NCBI's taxonomy places the organism in Eukaryota, Metazoa, Chordata, Mammalia, Rodentia, Bathyergidae.